GAACUCUUCUCCAUCUUCUUCCUGCUCUACCGCUGUGUACUUGGCUUCGCUGUCUUGAACGUAGUUAACGCCGUCUUCAUCCAGCAGACGAUGAAGACUGCUAACUCUGAUGAGGAGCUGGCCUUCAGGCAGAAGCAAAAAGACUGGGCAUUGUACGCCAACAAGGUCAAGAAGCUCUUUCAAUCCAUGGACUCCUCAGGAGACGGUGCCAUCAAUUUCGACGAGUUCUCCAAGCUCGUUGCAUCGCCGAAGCUGAAGUUCUGGAUGAGCCAACUUGA
Symbiodinium sp. CCMP2456 is the source of this 278-nucleotide messenger RNA. The record is from the annotation of a GenBank genome assembly. Lineage: Eukaryota; Dinophyceae; Suessiales; Symbiodiniaceae.